This is a messenger RNA of Phragmites australis (common reed), 1568 nucleotides long. Its product is annotated as F-box/kelch-repeat protein At1g67480-like. NCBI's taxonomy places the organism in Eukaryota, Viridiplantae, Streptophyta, Magnoliopsida, Poales, Poaceae. Gene Ontology annotation, molecular function: protein binding. The coding region runs from base 133 to 1248 and encodes 371 amino acids. The record is from RefSeq and is a predicted model, not a curated record. The transcript has 2 exons.
GAAGGUCUAUACGUAACCCAAGGAUUUUUAUUCCUAUUGGUUAACAAAGGGAGGCAAACAUUGAGGUGCUUUCUGCUGCAUCUCAUGAUGCUUGCAUUUGUUGGGUCGCAAGAACAGUUUGUUGAAUCAUAGAUGUGCUCCCGUGCUAGAAUGCAGCUCAAGCCUCCAACAAGGCCCAAGCUUUAUUCAGGGCUUAUGCCCCAAGCGGAACGCGAUCCAUACCGUGCUCUAAUACCAGGCUUGCCUGAAGACUUGGCAAAGAUAUGUCUUGCCCUUGUUCCUCGUAGUCACUUCCCUGUCAUGGGUGCAGUUUCCAAGAGGUGGAUGUCAUUCCUUGAGAGCAAGGAAUUAAUAGCUGUAAGGAAGGAAGUCGGGAAGCUUGAGGAGAUGGUGUAUGUCUUGACUGCAGAUGCUGGUGUGAAGGGGCCUCCUCAUUGGGAGGUUUUGGGGAGUUCAGGGCAAAAGCAUAGUCCUCUUCCGCGUAUGCCUGGAGCAACCAAAGCUGGGUUUGGUGUGGUUGUUCUUGAUGGGAAGCUCGUCGUUAUUGCUGGCUAUGCUGCUGGCCAUGGGAAGACCUGUGUUUCCGACGAGGUUUACCAAUAUGAUUCUUUCCUCAACAGGUGGACUGUGCUUGCUAAGAUGAAUGUGGCUCGUUGCGACUUCGCCUGUGCAGAGGUCAAUGGGGUGAUAUAUGUUGCUGGUGGAUUUGGUCCAAACGGUGAUAGUUUAUCUAGCGUUGAAGUUUAUGACCCAGAACAGAAUAAAUGGGCAUUGAUUGAGAGCCUACGUAGGCCAAGGUGGGGUUGCUUUGGGUGCAGCUUUGAAGGAAAGCUUUAUGUCAUGGGUGGCCGUUCAAGCUUCACCAUUGGCAACUCUCGUUUUGUUGAUGUGUACAAUCCUAAUAACCAUGCCUGGGGUGAGGUCAAGAAUGGCUGUGUGAUGGUCACGGCUCAUGCUGUUCUUGGCGAGAAGCUCUUCUGCAUGGAGUGGAAGAACCAGAGGUCUCUAGCGGUUUUCAACCCAGCUGAUAAUUCGUGGCAGAAGAUCCCAGUGCCUCUUACAGGUAGUUCGAGCACUUGUUUUUCUUUUGGGAUACAUGACGACAAGCUGCUGCUUUUCCCACUAGUGGAAGAGCCUGGGUAUCAGACAUUGAUGUACGAUCCCACUGCACCGACGGGAUCUGAAUGGUGCACAUCUAAGUUCAAGCCAUCAGGAUCAUGCCUGUGCAGUGUGACCAUCAAAGCCUGAUGCCCUGGAGUGCGCCUGUGUAGCGACUUACCAUCCUCACGGGAUGUCACUGCUUGCCUUCCCUUUCAGAGUCAGAUGAGGCUGCCUUUAGUCUCAUGUGCACUCUUGUUUGCUUAAAAUUUUAUCCACCUGUUGCACUCUUAAAUAAUAGGAUAUUUAUGCUGCAGUUGAUUGAAUUGCCGAAUCGUCAAACCCACAUCUUGCCAACGGACAGAUGAUGUGACCAAGGCCGCAAUCAUAUCAAUUCCACAACGAGAUGUUUACGUGCCACAUUAUUUUCAAUUUGCGGAAGAUGUAAAAGCUGAGCCAAAUUUAGUGAA